GUAGAAAUAAUUAUACUCACACAAGACCUCGUUGGUGGUAUAAUCGCUUAAAAACAUCUGAAGAACAAUUUACAGGUGUAUCCACUUUUUCCAAAAAGCGGACUGCGACAGAUGAAGAUAUGCCCAAGAAACUGGCAAAAUCCGAUGAGACUAAUUUUUCACAGUCACAUAAGCCAGUUGGUUUUUCUACUGGAAGCUUUAUCAGAACAUCCGCAGCACUGCCCACUAGCAGAGUUUCCACAACGCAAUUCUUUAUCGGGUUGUCCACAGCACAACCCUCCAUCUUGACGAACCAACACGUAACGACG
Racocetra persica is the source of this 308-nucleotide messenger RNA. Lineage: Eukaryota; Fungi; Glomeromycota; Glomeromycetes; Diversisporales; Gigasporaceae. The record is from the annotation of a GenBank genome assembly.